CAGAUAUACAGUAUAACAUGAGUUACAUACACCUGUUUAACUUACUAAAAUGUUCAUAAUUGUAAUUUAGCUCCAUUCUCUAUAAAGAAGUGAAGUAGUUGAUUGCUUUGAACAAUGUCACACUCAAAGAGAUCAGUAGAGCCGGAAAAUGUUGAGUUGACGUCAUAUUCCAUGGCGGAGUUGAAGCCUGAGAACAAUCAAGAAAAUCCUGCUGUGUCACAGCCUGCUGAGUUGAAGGUUGAACCACAAGAUUCCAUGCAAGGUGUACAAAUAAUUAAGAUAUUUCAGUCUCCAGUAUUACCUUAUCUUCUUCAAUUAAAUAUUGUUUUAAAACAACUUUGUAUGCGAUUUGCCCAUUUCACAUCUUUUCAUGUUUACAUUUUUUAUCCUUCCUUAUCUUGGUGCAUUAAAAUAUUUGAAUAUAUGGAUCAUAAAAAAUGCAUCAGAAUAAGAAUGAUAAAAACUGACGAAAAUGCACGAGUCGUGAAAGACGUAUUAAACAUCUAUAAUUUUCACUUUGUAGUCAAAGGUCUAAAGAACAUAAAUUAUUCUGCUUUCAUUAUUAAAUCAUAACAUUUCUAAGGGGCCGAUUACAUGGAGCAUUUUCAACCCCGGGGUUGAACUCAGCCCUGUUUACCGAGUUGAAAUUUCAGCCCUGUCUGUAAUACAAAACUCUAACUUACAUGACAAAAUUUUCAACCCAGGCCUGCUUCAGCUAGCAGGGUUCAAAUUUCAACCCCGGGGUUGAACUCAGCCCUGCUUUGAAAAUUUUGUCAUGUAAUCGUUUUAACCCAGGGCUGAAAUUAUCAUGACUUGUUCGAGCAUACGUGGUAGUGACUAUUUAUUACAAGAAAACAAAAUAAAGGCUUUUUUUACUUCCGGGAAUCGAUGCCGAGAACGUAUAGUAUAGCGUUUCAACCCCGGGGUUGAAAUCGUCCAAAAAUUCGCAAAAAUCGUCAAUAAUGAUAGGCAACGAAUUGUUAAACCAAUAUACCAAUAUAAUUAUUAAAUAAUUUAACAGGAAUCUAUCGUUCGCACCAACUGGGUGGUAAGUAUAGUAAACAGUUGCAGAUAUUAUGCACUCUCCAGGGCAUCGUGUAGUUCUUAGGUAAGCCCGUAAAACGUCCAACUUUGGAUGACAUAAGUUUGUGAUAGCCUGGACUUUCAUUGAAUUGUUGAUGCAAAUCUAUACUCCACCGUGAACGUGCAAUCGUCGCAAAAAAUUUCAACCCGGUUAACAGCGCUGAGUUCAACCCCGGGGUUGAAAGUUCUCCAUGUAAUCGGCCCCUUAAAGUUUGAAUAUGCAUGUUUGCAUACAUAAGCAACAACAACCAAAACAGUGAAUGAUAUUUUGCAAACCAGCAUUAGCGCUAAUCAAUCUUAUACAUAACUUCAUAAGGCAGUUCAGAAGAAUAAUUUUUGAAAUUUUAAAAUGCAUGCUGUGUUGUUGUUGUUGAACGUUGUUGUAAAAAAAAACACCACGUGUGAUAUUUAACAAAACAUUCGAUCUGUAAGAGUAGUCAGUACAAAUAGAUUAAGGAUUUAAGGUAUGCGGAUCUAAAGCUUUGCUAAAUACAAUGAACGGUCGUAAACAUGUUGUUCUCCAUAAAAAUAAAACAAACAUAUUAUCGAGGUGCAAACCUACCUUCUACAAAGAACUUAUUACUUAAUAUUGCUGUCUUUUAUGUGUAGAAAUUCCUGAAAUUGUUGUACAUCCCAGCAAGGAAGAAACACCUCGCGAAAUUCCAGGAAAGAAAAGUUCAGUUCAACCACCAUCACCCUCGAAGUCUCCGACUGGACACGUGGAUAAAUAUAGCCAUGACGUACUGUAAUAUUAUUUUAUAUUUCUCGUUUUGUAAGAACGGAGCUGGUAAUAUCCGAUAUUUUGAUGAGAUAUUAGUUCAAUGAUUAGUACGUACCCACACAAUCUAAUACACAUUUUCGAUAAUGACGUCAUGACUGCUUCCUUGGCCUGAGAGCUUCGCUUCCGUAAAUCAACACGAACGGCUAUUGGUUGAGCAUUAACGGACUUUCAUUUCCUAUCAUGGCUACACGUCUAUUUUUUAAACGGGUUUAUGAACCCUUAAACACCAAUAGCAGUAAAAAUUGUGAAUACCAACUUAUACUUCUAAAACAAUCCAUACAGUAUUUAAGGAAAAGAUAUCCAGAAAAAACGACCUCAGUGUAUGCCAGAAUAUAUGUAAAAAUUCAACUUUCAAUUUUUUAAGGUUUUUAUCGAGUUACUGGAACUGGACUGUAGCGGUCUAUACUGGAAGGAAAAGGCCAGAUGGAUAAAAUAUGAAGAAAAUAUUGAGCCGAGUGGGAACUGGGGACGACCAUUUCUUUCUUAUAUUGAUUGUGAAAGUUUACGUCAACUGAGACGCCGUCUGGAAAAGGGUAAAGUUUCACAUCCGAAUAAUUUAUACUAUAGAUUCUGUUUCGUUUCGUUAUAUUUUCAUUUGAUUCAUUAUACUUGAAGUAAACUAGUGUAAAUUAAUGUGAGUAGUUUUAAACAAACAAACUUUGUUCAAACAGAGCUACCAAUACUGCUACAUAGAAUAUAAAACAUAUUAAAUUUACAGAAAGACUAGAUCAAAAAAUAUUAAUAGAAUUAUACUAGUUAUAAUGGCCAAUUGCAUGUUAGACUAAAUUUUAAUCUAAGUAAAGAGAAGGGAAUCAAACACCACAGCAAGAAAGCACAUAAUGGAAUUAGUAAAAUUGCAAAAUUUGGUUGCAAAAUGUUAUAAAGCUUGUGAAAAUAUAGUCUUGCAAAGUUUACACAUUUUGUAUAUGUUUGUAUUACGUGCGGAAAUUAUGACCAUUUUUAGCUCAAAAUGGUAACAAUUUCCGCACGUAAUACAGACAUAUACAAAAAUACAAAUUUCGCAAGGCUAUAUCUUCCGUAUUUUACAACAUUUCGUAACCAAAUUUUGUAAUUUUGCCAAUUUUAAUAAGUUCUUUACGGGAAUUUACUUGUUUUGCCUUGACAUCGUAACAAUACUUGGCAACCAAUAUGUCUCCACGGAUUUGUCUUUCAUUGCAAUAACAUACAUAAACAAGUCAUGAUUAUUAAUAAUCACCGCAACGAGUGAUUUAUUUGGUUCAACUUAUAGAUGAAUUCGAAGAAAACAGAACGAUUAAAAAUGCCUGGAAAACGCCAAAAUACUGAUAAAGGAGAAAGAAUAAGAAAUAGAAAAGCAUUGUGUGAAGUAUGAAUUAAAGUAGGUUUGGCUUGUUAAUUUAAUACUUGUGUGUAUUGGUAUAGGUUUGGUGUCACUUGGCAGUAUAAAUGAUGGUGGGUUCGGUAUAUCUUAUACCGUAGCCAACAUGUUGGUACUUGGUGGUCAUGCUGAACCUCGACAUCGUGUUAGACUACGACAAAUCAUGACACUACCUCGCAUGCAUCAAGGAGAGUCAACUUCUCGUUUUCGGAAAAAGGUUCAAUAUCGACGUAAAUUUUUAAGAAUUUUCCUUCAAAAACGAGAAGAAAUGUUUACACAUGCGUGGGAGAUGUCAGAUGAUAAUGAAGUACGCAAUCGUUGGGUGCGACUGGCUCGAAUGGCGUUAGAGCAGCAUUGGAAACAAAACCCUCACGUGGAGAAAGUUAGGGUAAGUAAACUUAAGCUAGCGCCUUGUUAAAACAGGCACUAACGUAUAAACAGGUCUUGUAGAUUAAGAGUCCCGAAUUUCUCGCAGAAGGCUUCUCAAAAUUUACCAGGAAUCUUGUAUCAGGUGG
Molecule: messenger RNA, 3736 nt
Organism: Paramuricea clavata
Lineage: Eukaryota; Metazoa; Cnidaria; Anthozoa; Malacalcyonacea; Plexauridae
Source: the annotation of a GenBank genome assembly